Nelumbo nucifera (sacred lotus) is the source of this 3993-nucleotide messenger RNA. RefSeq lists its product as uncharacterized. Gene Ontology annotation, cellular component: endoplasmic reticulum. The record is from RefSeq and is a predicted model, not a curated record. NCBI's taxonomy places the organism in Eukaryota, Viridiplantae, Streptophyta, Magnoliopsida, Proteales, Nelumbonaceae. Gene Ontology annotation, molecular function: catalytic activity. Gene Ontology annotation, biological process: GPI anchor biosynthetic process.
UCAGAGUUGUCUAUAGUGAAGGUGAGGUGAAAAUGCUGUUGCUUAAAGGAUAGGAAAGUGGAUAUCGUUUCAGUUUAUCUACUUGCAGAUAGGCUUCUUAGAAGUUGGAACCCUCUGUAAGUUACAGUUAGGGAACUUGAAGCCAUGAUUGUAAUUUAAUAUGAUUAGAUGCUAUUGCUAGCACCAGAACAAUUAAACACGUUCCUCUACAUUUAUAAAAGAUAAUUGAUCCUUCUAAAGUAGAUGCUUUGAGAAUUUGCUAAGUUCAUGAGUUUGAAAUAAUAAAGCCAAAUAAUCUCUCAACUACCAUGGACUGUGGUGGACCUAAUAAUCCUUCUGUGCUGGUAUUUUGAACUUUGAAUUCCGUUUGGCCAUAAAUAUUUUAGAUAGUUUACCAGAAAAGAACCUUUUAGAUGGUUAAUUGUUUAAAUCGUGUUUUCCCCCUUGUCUCUCCAACAAAGAAGUAUAAGAAGCUAUAUUCCCAAAUGUGCUUGGACUCGGCAAACUAUCCUAUUCAGAGGGAAUAUUGACUUGAAUUGUGGAAGCUUUAUUUUUCCCCACCAUCAGUCAUGUCCAUCCCUUGAUUCGUUUAGGUUGUUCAAUCAUUUUAUCUUUUGGUGCUUGUACAUUGAUUAAGUCCAGAUUGGCUAAGCAUAGUCUGCAGAAAAUGCAGAGGAAAAUUUUGAGUGGUAGAGACAGAAUAACAUGCCAAAAUUACCAGGUUUUCCAAAACUUCAUCAAUGUAAAGGUUGGGUGGAUGCUUGAACAUUUAAUUUCCAAUUUCAGAUACAUAGCAGAGACAGCUAUACAGCUACCCAUGUGGAGUAGUGUUCAUUCAUUACAUACCUACUUCCCUUAUCCCCACCCAAUAAUGGAGAUUCCUCUGAACCCCCACCAUCCACAAUUUGUGAUUUGCAGGAAAUCCAUUCCUUCUGUUGACCCCAAUUGUGAACUGUGUUUGUAUGUCAGUUUUAUUGUCUACAGUGUCACUCAGAUAUCCUCUCCAAAAUAUUUCAGAACUGUAAUGGAUUGCUGACCCCAUAUGGUAUUGAUGGGAAGAAACCCCAAUCCCAACACAGACAAGCAUCUGGAUGAGCUAACAGGACAGGAAAGCUGACCAUUUUGCUGAGAUCUCAAUGGCCCCAAAAAAGCCUUCAGUUCUAACUUUUUGUGGUAAAGCAAAUUUGUCCAGCUCGACCCGCAUCCAGUUGAAGCAUAAAGAGAUCAACACCCGACACAAUUAUACACAGCGAAGAAGACACUAAAGGCAUAAAGUAGUACAAUAUUCGUCAACCAUCUUGACGUUGCCCUGUUAUACCUUUAUCCUUCUGAUAUAAAACGUGAUGAGAGUAGAAUUGACAAUCAAGACAACAGCCAAGGUGGGCUCUGAAGUCUCUCAACUGCAAUUCUAGCUCCAGCCAUGCCCAUGAAACGCGUUCAGAGAAAUGAUAAAAUAACAAAGGGGAAUCUUGUGAAGCCCAGUAAACCAUCAAUGCUUUGACUUUAAUCCAUAAAUUAACCAAGUCUAAAGAUGGGUUUUCAUUUUCCAACACCUUCCUGGUCCCUUCACUUUUCUUUUAACAAAAGUUGUUUUGGGGAUUAGUUACAAAGUAAAAGGAGUGCUGGAUACUCAUAAAAAUUUGAGCUUUAAGGUUUAGACUUGAUGGCAAGUACAAGCUUUGAAGAUUGGAUUUCAGAGAGAGAAACUUUAUGCUUUUUUAAUGGCUACUUGGGCAGAGACCAGAGAGAGAGAAACUGAGAAAGAGAUAAAGAAAUGCAGAAGCCAACUAAUCUUUCUAGUGCGCUUUUGGGGUCCAUCUUAAGUGCAUUGGGAGCUGGAUACGGCGUGUUUUGAGUGACGUGGCGUUCCAAGCAAGAAUCCUGCUCCUAGUUGCAUGGUGCCCUCGUCUCUGCAGACUCUGCCUGGAGCUGUUGGGACCUCCCUCCCUCAGACUCAUCAGUCCAAUCCCUUAUCCCUCUCAUGUUCCUGUGAUUUUUUUUCUCUCUUCACAACCUACCACUCCAUCUUUUUCCAACUAAAAUCAGAUGUAAAUUCUAAAUUCUCUUACUUUCAAGCUCAUGCCAAUCAAAGAGAUUUGGGAGAUAAACAGAGAAUUGACGAUAGCAUUCCAACUACUUUUUCUUCUUCUCGCAAUGCAAUCAAGAGGGGCUCAAGAAAUUUCCUGCAGCCCCAAGCUCUCUGCAAUGCUUAGUGUUCUUAAUCAUAAGCUCCGACGCCUCUGCUCAAAACUACGGUGGCCAGUUCGGUGGCGUUCCAAGUCAAAAGUCGUAAUCAGGAAGUUCGGAAAUUCAGACUCGAAAUUUCAGGCGCCUAAAGAAGAAUCCAACACCAGUGGGUCAAUGAUCCGUGUAAAUGGCCAGAUGGGUAGUUGUAAAUCUGAAAGGCCAAUUCGAAUUGCGACUUUCAAUGCUGCCAUGUUCUCCAUGGCUCCUGCUGUCCUGAAGGCUGAGAAAACGAUUGUCUUUGACUAUGGAGAAGAAGAUUACAUGAAGGUUAAGCAUGUUGUGGAGGUUGAUAUCAGAGCGAAGUCUGUUAAUGAUCGACCCAAGAGUAUACUUAAACAAUCUCCACUGAAGUCCAACUCCAUGAGUAGUCCUGAGCAUCUCUCCAGGCAACAGAAGUUUCCAAGGUCGAAAUUAAGGGUCUCUAUCAAUCUCCCUGAUAAUGAGAUCUCAUUAAAGCGGAGUAGACGGUUUAGUUUGGAUGAAGAAGGUGAGGGGUCUUCGAGCAAGAGCGCAAUCAGGAGCCAGAGAGGCAAGGACGCGAUGAACUAUGAGAGCCUCCCUAGCAGUGUGACAGUUGGUAGAGAUGGCGAGAGCUGGAGGAACAGUAGAACCAUUCUGGAAGUCCUAAGAGAGGUGGAUGCAGAUAUCCUAGCUUUGCAAGAUGUCAAGGCAGAGGAAGAGAAGGGCAUGAAACCUCUCUCUGAUUUGGCUGAUGCCUUGGGAAUGAAUUAUGUUUUUGCAGAGAGCUGGGCUCCUGAGUAUGGGAAUGCUGUCCUGUCCAAGUGGCCAAUUAAAAGGUGGCAUGUUCAGAAAAUAUGUGACGAUACAGAUUUCAGGAAUGUGCUGAAGGCCACAGUUGAUGUACCCCAAGCAGGAGAAGUGAACUUCAACUGCACCCAUCUUGACCAUUUGGAUGAGAACUGGAGAAUGAAGCAGAUAAAUGCAAUAGUCCAAUCAAAUGAUGGGCCCCACAUCUUAGCAGGAGGUCUCAAUUCUCUUGAUAAAACAGAUUACUCGACAGAGAGAUGGACAGAUAUUGUAAAGUACUAUGAAGAGAUAGGAAAGCCAACUCCCAAGGUUGAUGUAAUGACGUUCUUGAAGGGGAAGCAGUAUGUAGAUGCCAAGGACUUUUCAGGGGAAUGUGAAUCUUUGGUCAUGAUUGCCAAAGGCCAAGAUGUGCAGGGGACUUGCAAGUAUGGGACACGAGUAGAUUACAUAUUGGCAUCACCUGACUCUCCAUACAAGUUUGUUCCUGGAUCAUACUCGGUCAUUUCUUCAAAAGGGACCUCUGAUCACCAUAUAGUUAAAGUUGAUAUCAUAAAGGUAGAGUGCAAUGCUCAAGAAAAUGUUGUGAUGCAACAGAGGCAACUGAAACACAAGGUAUUAAAGACGAACCCUUCUUCAUCAAGAGACAAAUAGAAAACAAAUACACAAGGCACAGAUUCUUCUAAUUUUGGUCAAGUUCCUUUUUGAGAAUGUUUGAGGUGGGGAGUCUGGAUGUAUUUGAACCUGCUUCCUUCUUCCCUUGCAUACCUUGUUUGUAAAUAAUCAUAUAUUGCAUAUAAAUUGGUUUUUAAAGAGACUAAAGAAUGGGGAGAUUCAGUUUGUAUUUUUGGUUUUCUGCAGUUGUUUAUGAGUAUGCAGUAUUCAUAAAGUUUUCUUUCCCAGAGUCCCUACUCUUUUCUUGUAACAAUAUAUCCCCAUCAAGGAACAUUAUUCAAAAUACCACAAUCUGUUAUUUGCCCA